AUGCAUUGUCACCUUCUUUGUAUUAUAUCCUCAUCACAUUCUCCGCCUGUACCCUCUCAGCUGGGCUGGAUUGAGGAGUCCUCACCACAGCAGAAUUGUGAUGGAGGGUGUGUCCCCUGGCUGGACCAGGUUGGGUUACAUGUGCUCAUUACAUCAAGUGGCAUUGUGGAGUGGAUUUCAGUUGGAGAUGGCAUGGGAUGGGUUUGCCUGACAAGGUGCUUUUUUGGCUGCAUUGGCAGUGUCCCCUUCCUCCCCCCGGGGGGGGGGCUCAGUGAGGGGUGGGAGCUUCUGCACAUGCCUUGCUCUAUAUAG
Messenger RNA from Coccidioides immitis RS, 312 nucleotides. RefSeq lists its product as uncharacterized. Bases 1 to 312 code for a protein of 103 amino acids. The transcript has a single exon. The record is from RefSeq and is a predicted model, not a curated record. Lineage: Eukaryota; Fungi; Ascomycota; Eurotiomycetes; Onygenales; Onygenaceae.